Messenger RNA from Adineta ricciae, 1131 nucleotides. The record is from the annotation of a GenBank genome assembly. NCBI's taxonomy places the organism in Eukaryota, Metazoa, Rotifera, Eurotatoria, Adinetida, Adinetidae.
AUGUUUCCUAUUGUUUCUAAACCUUUUCAAUUACAAACGAAUUUAUCCGGUAUAAAAAUAAUAACAACAACAGCAAAUACGAUUGUUUGUGUAUUGCCACAACGCCCAAUAUGCCGAACAUUGUCAUUUGCUCCAUUUAAUUCAAACAAAUUCAAUGAAGGAAUAAGAAUAGUUGUCGCUGGAGAUUUCAAUCAUGAUAAUCGGACAGAUAUUGUUGUUAAUUCGGAUGAAAGUAUUGUUGUAUUACAUGGUUAUGGAAGUGGAAGUUUCUCUAGGCCAACAGUUUUUUCAACUGAUACACCAUCUGUUUUGAUGAAUGUUGCUGAUUUAAAUAACGAUAAAUAUUUAGAUAUUAUCACCAGCAGCAAUUUCAACGAUGUACGCAUACUACUUGGUCAUAGUGCUGGGUUCUCAAACUCAACGAGUAUGUCAAUUACAGGAUCUCCAAAUGGAAUGAUUACUGUUGAUAUUAAUCAUGAUAACUAUAUGGAUAUUAUUGUAUUAACAGAUCUUAUUUGUGAUGUAUUCCUCGGUAUGGGUAAUGGACGUUUUUCAAAAAAAAUGUCUUUUAUAACUGAACCACAUUCAAUGGGAUUAGGUGUCGGUGAUUUUGAUAAUGAUGGUAAUAUUGAUAUUGCUGUAACUCUUGUGAACAAAAAUAUUUUGAAAAUUUUUCUUGGAUAUGGAAAUGGUACGUUUCAAACAGCAAUUUCUUCAAUAGUUCAAUAUGUACCAUUACACAUUGCUGCUGCAGAUUUUGAUGGCAAUGAAUAUUUAGAUGUCGUAAUAGCUAGUUGUCACACUAGUCAGCUGUACUUUUUACGGGGAUUUGGAAAUGGUAGUUUUGGUGAACAAAAGACUUUCGAAACUCCUGGUUGUCCACAAUUCAUAGUUAUUGAUGAUCUCAAUAAUGACAAACACUUAGAUGUGAUUGUUUCCAAUAGAGAUCGCCAUAGUUUUAGUGUGUUUCUUGGAUUUGGUAAUUUAACAUUUGAAUCACAAAUGCUUUUUCGUACAGGUGAAGGGCCACAUGGUAUAACUGUUGCUGAUUUCAAUCGUGACGAUCGAUUGGAUGUUGCCGUUGCUAGUCAAACGAGCGGAACCAUUGAUAUCUUUCUCAAUACAUGUUAA